Helianthus annuus (common sunflower) is the source of this 1999-nucleotide messenger RNA. RefSeq names its product crossover junction endonuclease EME1B. Gene Ontology annotation, cellular component: nucleus; Holliday junction resolvase complex. NCBI's taxonomy places the organism in Eukaryota, Viridiplantae, Streptophyta, Magnoliopsida, Asterales, Asteraceae. Bases 42 to 1883 code for a protein of 613 amino acids. The transcript has 13 exons. The record is from RefSeq and is a predicted model, not a curated record. Gene Ontology annotation, biological process: DNA repair.
CACUUGAGUUCCAUCACUUUCCAAACGCUUUCAAAUUUGAAAUGUGGAACCCUAUAACGGUGAACAUAAUCUCCGAUGACGAAACAACCCCACGCCCAUUACAAUCCAAGAAGCAAAGAACCAACUUUAAUUCAAACCCUGCAACCGUUUUCAUAAUCGAUGACGAACCCACUCCUGCCAAAUCCACCACUACGAGGUCCACCCCAUCUGUUGUACCCGAAACCCCGUCAGUUGUACCAGAGACACCAAUGGUCAGAUGCAGUAAUUCUGUGUCCGAUCCUCAACUCAAAUUUUCUUCAUCGCCCGGACCAAAGUCCUCUGCUGGACCCGAGACGCCGUCAGUUGUACCGGAGACGCCCAUGGUGGAAUCAUAUGUUCCAUUGGUCAGAUGCAAUAACUCGGUGUCGGAUCCCCAACUCAAAUUUUCUUCAUCACCCGGCCCUAAGCCCUCGGGAUUAAUAUGUUUGGAAUCUGACGAGGAGUCAGAAGGGUCCGGAAGCUGUCCUGGAAGACCACACCAGUCGAAACCAGUUACUCUAGAAGUGGAAAAUGGUUUUGCUAAGCCUUCAACAUGUGCAGAAUCCUUAAUAUUACGGGACAGCUCUUCCUCCCCACCUAUAGUACAAGAUCAUCUUCCGCAGGUUUCUGAUCAUUCUGAAGAAGAUGAUAUUAUGGAUCUGACAAGUGAAAGUAUUCCGGCUUUCGAUGAUUUCGGAAACGAUGAUAUUAUUCUGCCCCUGGCAAGUAAAAACAAUAGUACGAAAGAUAAAACUACGGGUCUUGCAAAUAAGAAAAAAAAUGCUGGUGCAAGAAACACGAAAGAAGAAAAAGCUCGUUUGAUGAACGAGAGGAAACAACAAAAGGAGCAAGAAAAAUUGGAGAAAAUAGCUCUAAAGGCACAAGCUGCAGAGAUGAAGAAGAUGCAGAAAGAAAUCGAAAGAUGGGAAAAGGGGAAGUUCGCUCAACAAUCCAUCGUGGCAAAAAUCGAUACUAAAGUAGUAGAACAGGGAUCAAUUGGAGGACAACUGCUUACAAGGUUGGCUGAAAAAGGUAUCGCCUUUCAAAUUACUUCAAAUCCCGUUGAAAGAUCAAUUAUUUGGACCAUGUCUGUUCCAGAAAACAUAGCCCAGGGGUUGACUCGUGGGACCCAUAUCCCGUAUGUGUUACUUGUUUUUGAGGCAGAGGAGUUUUGCCACCUUGCUGUAGAUGAUGAUGGAUGCCAUUUGAUGGAUCAUGUCUCUCGUGUUCAAUCCAUAUAUCCAUCUCAUACACUUUGCUACCUCACUAAUAGGCUUCUUGCCUACAUCAACAAGAGAGAACAAGAGCAUUACAAAAACCCCGCGAAUAAUAGUGGGUGGAGUCGUCCGCCAGUGGAAAAGCUGCUGUCAAAAUUUACUACACAUUUUGUUGGAGUACAUUCAAGAUUAUGCAUGGAUGAAUCUGAAUUAGCAGAACAUGUCGUAGGUCUGACAUGCAGCCUCGCCUCAUGCCAGUUCAGAAAGAAGCUUACUCGGCUAUCUGUCAACGCUAAUGGUUCCCUUAUCUCCAAAGAUGCUACUGACCGAGCUCUAAUAAAAAAGAGCACUUGGUUAAAAGCACUAGUAGCCAUUCCAAAGGUACAACCUCGAUUUGCUGUAGCAAUAUGGAAGAAGUAUCCAACCAUGAAGUCGCUCUUGAGUGUCUACAUGGAUCCAACCAGAUCAGAACGCGAGAAAGAACUUUUACUUGCGAAUUUGAUAACAGAAGGGUUAGUUGGAGAUAACAGAAGAUUAGGAGAGAUUUGCUCAAAGAGAGUGUACAGGAUAUUAAUGGCACAAAGUGGAAGCACCAAAACUGAUGAUGUCGAAAAUGGUGCUGAUUUCUUCAUCCAACAAUCGUCAUAAAAUUCAUAUGUUGUAGUAAUGUUUUGAGUUUGUGAUGUUGCUGGUUCAAUCUAUCGUUGUUUGGCAAUGUUGUUGGUUUUGAUUUAAUCAGGUAGUCAGAUUCAAGUUCAUAUUCA